GCCCCAUUCCACCUACAUUUCGUGUUAUCAACAAAUCCAACCUCCAUACGUGCACUAUUACUUGUUACUGUACGAUCCUCAGGGUACCAUACCCCAACUGAAAAUACUACCAAAACUUUAAAUGAAAGAAGAAGAAGAAGAAGAAAAAGAAAUAGAAAUAGAAAUCCAACUGCGCCACUCACUUCACUCACUUCACCCACAAACGGUUUCUUUUCCACCACACUAGGUACACCUACCUAGGUAGUCAUCGUCUCCUUCAGGUCAGCUCAGCUCAGCUCAUGACAGGACAAGAUCCCAAUCCAAUUCCAAUACCAAAAGAUUGGAAAUCCAAACUGGAGCACGGUCCAACUUAGCGGACGACAAACCCACCGGGCGAUUCAUUCUUCCUUAAACCUAACCUUCCUUGUCUUGACUUAUUAACUGGUCUCUUGUAUCUACAUUCUACAUUCUCUCCUGUCUUGGAGAUUCAAUCAAUUAUUACUCCAUUGCAAAUUCCUCUCUCCAUCAACAUCGUCCCUAUAAGUCCGAGUGGCAGCUCUUGUUAAAGCUGUGAUACUCGAUAUCAAUGACUCAGUUAUUUCACAGUGCCUCUCCAAAUUCUCUUCCCUCCAAUAACGAGAAGCGGAAUUUGUCCGGUUCCUCGAUGUCGUCGAACAAGCAUUCCAAUGGCCACAGUCCAUUUCCUCAAAAGUUGAAGAACUUCUUUCGAAUCAACAGUUCAACAAAUCAUAGUGAAAAGAGCGAUCCUUCAUUAAAGUCCGAAGGUAAAUCGGGGUUUCGACAAUCCAAAUUCUUUCCAGGUGGUGGACGAAAUCGAUCAACGACAGUAGCCAGUGAAGGCAACGCAUUAGACGAUGGCAUCAGUAGUCCGACCGCACAUGCGAAUCCAUACUUUGCACAUCAAGGCCCUCCUGCCCUGCGACAUCACGAUGAUGCAUCGAUACCUCCAAGUCCUCCCGAUACUCCAAGUUUCAAAGUCGAUACCGUUGCAGGUGUGAAUGAUCAAGCCACGGCCGCUGGCAAAGAAGAAUUGGCCCGAAAAUUAAGAAGAGUCGCGAGCGCUCCUAAUGCACAAGGUCUUUUCUCGGGUAAGGGUGAUGGUGAUCGACCGGCUACUGCCGAGCUUGGAAAGGAACCUUUGGUACACAAUGCGAGCACGACAAUGUUGAGUAUGGUGGAUGCAACAGAUGCUAUGGGUGUAGGUGCAGAAGAUGACUUGGCACCCUUGCAACCCCCAAGUCUACGAAAUAAUCCAGCCUUCAGGAGGACGUACAGCUCAAAUUCCAUAAAAGUACGUGAUGUGGAGGUGGGACCGGGGAGUUUUGAUAAGAUCAAGUUGAUUGGUAAGGGAGAUGUGGGAAAGGUCUACUUGGUAAGAGAGAAGAAGAGCAGCAGAUUAUACGCCAUGAAAGUAUUGAGCAAACAGGAGAUGAUUAAGCGCAACAAGAUCAAGAGAGCAUUGGCAGAGCAGGAAAUCCUGGCUACGAGCAAUCAUCCAUUCAUUGUCACCCUGUACCACUCCUUCCAAUCCGAGGACCAUUUAUAUCUAUGCAUGGAAUAUUGCAGUGGUGGAGAAUUCUUCAGAGCUUUACAAACUCGACCAGGCAAAUGUAUACCAGAAGAUGAUGCUCGAUUUUAUGCGGCCGAAGUCACUGCUGCCUUGGAGUAUCUACAUCUGAUGGGUUUCAUCUAUCGAGACUUGAAACCUGAGAAUAUUUUACUCCAUCAAUCUGGUCAUAUCAUGUUGUCAGACUUUGAUCUUUCGAAACAAUCGGCCCCUGGCGGAAAACCAACCAUGAUUCUUGGCCGAAACGGCACAAACGUAAAUUCCCUACCAACGAUCGACACAAAGUCAUGUAUAGCAAAUUUCCGCACGAAUUCAUUUGUUGGAACCGAGGAAUACAUAGCGCCGGAAGUUAUUAAAGGGUGCGGUCAUACAAGUGCAGUUGACUGGUGGACAUUGGGAAUCUUGAUUUAUGAGAUGUUGUUUGGCACAACGCCUUUCAAGGGAAAGAAUCGAAAUGCUACAUUUGCAAAUAUUUUGAGAGAUGAUGUUCCUUUCCCGGAACACUCUGGCUCUCCCCAAGUCUCAAAUCUUUGUAAAUCAGUGAUUCGAAAACUCCUUAUCAAGGACGAAAACCGACGGCUGGGGGCUCGAGCUGGAGCUUCUGAUGUCAAAACUCACCCAUUCUUCCGCACAACUCAAUGGGCACUUAUCAGACAUAUGAAGCCUCCUAUGAUCCCCCACCAAGGUCGCGGUAUCGACACCGUCAAUUUCAGAAAUGUUAAGGAGAGCGAAAGUGUUGAUAUCAGCGGAUCAAGAACCUUGGCGUCCGCCAAAGGAGUACCACUUGAUUCUGGUUUGGCAACACCAGGUGCUGCCGAACUCGAAGUUGAUCCUUUCGAGGAAUUUAACAGUGUCACACUGCACCACGAUGGUGACGAUCACCAUCAAACCGUGGAUCAACAUAAUGGAAGAUACGACGUCAAAUUAGCAGCUAUGCCUAUCGGCAAGAGAUUCAAACGAGGCUUCCGCUCAAUCAAAGCAAGUCUUAAGAAUCGCUCUGAUCUUCUGCAAGAGCCUGUUCAGUCCGAAUCGAGUGUCGAUACAAAGAGUUCUGUGGCGGUAGCUGUUGGGAAGAGUGGUGAAUCUGUUAUUCAAAAUGGCAAGAAAGCAGCCGGCGAGCAAAUACAGGAGCUUGCACACGAUGAUCCAACUUGCUAUAUGACAGGGUCAUUAACGACCGCCACAAACGAUUUGCAGCUCUCAAAUGAGGAUGACCUUUGGUUUCAAGCUUCAGAGAAGCUCAAGGCUAAUGAUCCGGAACUGUAUGAACAAUACUCACUCAUUAUACGUCGCAAAGCAGACAAGAGCGAUGAACACCACCCCGACGAGUCCGCAAAAUCCUUAGCCAAUGCAGCGGCGCUUCUAAAAGUGUGCCAAAAUAGCCUCGAAACCAUGAAUGCCCCACGUGGCAGAGCUGAUAAAGUUUUCAAGAAGACGAUUGAGAUUGUAGGCCUGGCUAAAGACUUCGUGGGGUCUGUUGUUAGUGCCGAGCCUCAUGGAGCAGUAGCUUGGGCAGGUGUCUGUCUUUUCCUUCCGCUACUACUCAAUCCCUCUCAACAAGAUGAUGCUUGUCGCAAAGGUCUUGAGGAACUGCCCUUUCUCAUCCACAAAUCGGAGCUCCUCAAAGUAUCAAGUCAGACAUAUCAGGCCGUUCUUGAUAUUGGAAUAGAAUCUAAACAACGCGAAAGAACUAAAGAGGAAAUGGAAUGUCUGCAGGCCUUUCGUUUGGCUAAUCUUUAUGAAGAACAAAAGGAUCGGAAUCCUGAUCGUGUUGAGGGAACUUGCACGUGGUUAUUUGAAUCACAGAGCUUCCGCGACUGGAGGGACGGUGAAAGCUCAGGUCUUCUUUGGAUUUCAGCAGAUCCAGGGUGUGGAAAGUCAGUUCUUUCUAAAGCAUUCGUGGACGAAAGACUGGGCAAUUUAGAAUCUAUAGCUAGUGAUCCUGCUGCUAGUGAUAUUAUCUGCGUCGUUGACGCUUUAGACGAGUGUGAUUCAGGCUACGAUAUGCGGGAGCAGUUUAUUCGGAGAAUGCAUAGGCUUGUAUACGAAAAUCAGCCAUGCCACAUGAAGUUCGUAGUUACCAGUCGCCCUUAUUCACAGAUCGAAGGAAUAUUCAUAAGGUUGCGUCACGAUUUUCCCGUGAUCCGCAUAGCCGGGGAAAUAGAAUCUGAGAUUAUCUCGCAGGAAAUCAACCUAGUCAUCAACCAUGAGGUUCAGCAGCUAGACUUGAAUGAGAACGUUAAAAGUUAUAUUAAAGCUCGUCUACGAGAAAUAGAACACAGAACUUAUCUUUGGUUAUACUUGAUUAUGGACGUUGUCCGCGAGAGGGUAUCUACUAGCGGGGACGCCGAGAAGAUAGAAGAAAGCCUGAGAACACUACCAAUAACUGUGGAGCAAGCAUACGAGGCCAUUCUGAAUAAAAGUCCACGCAGAUCAGAUACCGAGAAAUUACUUCACAUUAUCGUCGGGGCUGAACGUCCGCUAAGUACGGAUGAAAUUAACAUUGCCAUGAAUAUCAAAGUAUGUUACAGUGGGUCUCAAGCUUUCGAGGAUAUUUUUUUGGAAGAUAGCAAACGUUACCCAGGCAUGCUUCGCAAUCUCUCCCUCAUGAUCAUCUCGUAUUUCAAUCUUUACGAAGUUGGUAAGCAUGUGAUCUUUGAUCCUAAUUUCGACAAUCAAGAGCUAGAGACAUGCAAAGAAGGCUAUACCCCACUACUACUGGCUAUAUCGAAUACCAGUAUUGAUAUGGUGCAGCUACUUAUCAAGAGUGGUGCUGAUGCGAAUCAUACGACGGGGAUGGGCGUGCCUCUUGAAGAGGCUCUGAGAAUUGGUAAUCUCGAUAUUCUUCGAUCCGUUGUGGAAGUCGCAAUGGGUGAAAGAAUCCAUGUGUACAAUGCACUAGAUAUGGCUGUCUUAAAUAGAAGGGAGGAAUCUGUCCCAUUAUUUCUCGAUUCAUUGGUGCGCCCAAUGGCAAAAGGAUAUCUUGAAACGGCCUUGUCAUUCGCCCUAUGUGCCGGGAGUAUGAGAAAUAUUGAAUUGCUACUAUCCUCCGGAGCUGAUCCCACCUGCACUAUCCUCAAAGGGGUGCCUUGCUCGUGCACAACCUGCUUGCAAUCCUUUUGUAGCCUUUGUUUUGAAAGCUCAGAGGGUGCAAAAUCAGGCGAGUGGGCCUGCAAACAUGGAAUCUUGAAAACACUUUUUUCGGAACCGAAACCCCUAUCUUGUGAGUUUGUAAAAAGUCAGCUAGUGAGGUCUGUGGAUCAAGAUGGGUGUGAUAAAUCUAUCAUGGUGCGACAUUUUUUGAAUCACCCACGUCACCCUGGCCUGAUACUUGAUGGGAGCCGGUCACCAAUAGCAUUGGCAGCAAUUCGUGGACACACAGAUUCCAUGGAACUCUUGUUGGGCGAACCUCAUGAUGUAAACAAGUGCUUAGCACCUAUUUCAGGGCGUCAAGUUUAUACUUCGGAUGGGCUUCAGACGUGUGAGAAUGGGGGCUAUUGGAUCCAAAAAAGCGUUGAAGUUACUGCGUUGGUUGCAGGAGUGAUUUCUGGAAGCGAGAGAGUUGUCAAAAGCUUGAUUAGGGACGGAGCCGAUACCAACAUAAGCACAGAGCUGGGGUCACCUUUGUUUGUUGCAGCUGCGAUAUGUCCGGUGUGGAUUGUCCAAUUAUUGAUCGACAACGGUGCACGAGUAAUGCCAUCUAACCUUGAAGAAAAAGAACAUUCAUCACCGCUGGUUAUUGCUGCUGCUCUGGGAAACAUUGUCAAUGUGGAAUUACUACUUAAAUCUGGCGCUGAUGUUGAGCGGGGGACCGCAAUCAUUUUUAAUUCAAUCCUGGCUCGUGGAAAGAAUAUUGAGGGAAUAUUCUAUCCUUCUGCUAUUGAGGCUGCGCAGAUGGAAGGUCAUGAAGAUGUGGUUGCGCUUUUGCGGGAGUAUAGGGCUAGGCAGGCCGUGACGGGAGUGGAGGAAGUAGAAGUUACGAUGAUGCCGGACAGAAUUGAAGAGGUGGAAGAUUAA
Molecule: messenger RNA, 5584 nt
Organism: Botrytis porri
Lineage: Eukaryota; Fungi; Ascomycota; Leotiomycetes; Helotiales; Sclerotiniaceae
Exons: 13
Coding region: 566-5584 (1672 amino acids)
Biological process (GO): protein phosphorylation
Cellular component (GO): cytoplasm; plasma membrane; nucleus
Molecular function (GO): protein serine/threonine kinase activity; ATP binding; protein binding
Source: RefSeq, a predicted model, not a curated record